Molecule: messenger RNA, 3507 nt
Organism: Siniperca chuatsi (mandarin fish)
Lineage: Eukaryota; Metazoa; Chordata; Actinopteri; Centrarchiformes; Sinipercidae
Product: E3 ubiquitin-protein ligase RING2-A-like
Exons: 8
Coding region: 387-1583 (398 amino acids)
Biological process (GO): negative regulation of DNA-templated transcription
Cellular component (GO): ubiquitin ligase complex; PcG protein complex
Molecular function (GO): chromatin binding; ubiquitin protein ligase activity
Source: RefSeq, a predicted model, not a curated record
UGUUCCGGGAGAAGAAGAAGAAGAAUGACGGCUACAGCUAACGUUAGCUAGCAGGUGGGGCUCGAAAAAUGUUGCGCUCCAAAUCUUUUUGUCAUUUUUCUCUUUUGGCGAGGCACAGCCGUAACUACAAAUUACUCUGCCCACAGUGUAACGAGUCAGGCAGAAAAUAAGCACCAGUGUUUGUUAUUAGAGGGAUUUAUUAAGUAGUUUUUAGGAGGCUGUGUGUGUUUGUGCAGGAGGAGGGGGUCGUGUCUCCGGUCAGCUGUCCGUCAGAAAGCUAUAAACCUCAGACUAACAGGAGGAAACAGUGCAUCUGUUGGGGACUAUUUUCAGCGGCGGAUGAAUCCACAUGUGGUGCUGUAUGAGGAUUGUGGAAAACAGCAGUCAUGGCAGCUCCGGUAAACAUCCAGACUCCCAGUAAAACCUGGGAGCUGAGUCUGUAUGAGCUUCACAGGAGCCCUCAGGAGGCGAUCAUGGAUGGGACGGAGGUGGCGGUGUCUCCGCGCUCUCUGCACAGCGAGCUGAUGUGUCCCAUCUGUCUGGACAUGCUGAAGAACACCAUGACGACCAAAGAGUGUCUGCACCGCUUCUGCUCCGACUGCAUCGUCACCGCGCUGCGAUCAGGGAACAAAGAGUGUCCGACCUGCAGGAAGAAGCUGGUCUCCAGGCGUUCGCUGCGCCGAGACUCCAACUUCGACGCGCUGAUCUCGAAGAUCUACCCGAGCCGGGACGAGUACGAGGCCCACCAGCGCCGCGUCCUGGAGCGACUCAACAGGCUGCACAACAAGGAGGCGCUGAGCUCCAGCAUCGAGGAGGGGCUCCGACAGCAGGCCCGCUACAGGUCCGAGAGGAACCACCGGGUGAAGAAGCCGACUCAGGAGAGUGACAACACCACCUUCAGUGGUGGGGAAGAUAACGGCGACGCCCGCUCACAUCUAUCUCAUGACUCCGCCCCCUCACACACCCCUCACCCCCCCGGUCAGACCCCCUCAGAGGCCGGGCCGAGCCGCAAGCGGCCGCGAGUAUCGGACGACGGCUCAGGGCCUGAGGCGGACAGCGGCAGCCCCACCCCUCCGCUGAGACGCCACAAAGAGGGGCCGGGCUCGGAGAUAGAGCUGGUGUUCAGACCACACCCGCAGCUGGUCCAAGACCAGGACUACAACCAGACCAGAUAUGUGAAGACGACAGCCAACGCCACAGUGGACCAUCUGUCUAAAUACCUCGCUCUGCGCAUCGCUCUGGAGGAGGGACAGACCAACCGAGAGACGGAGGACAGAGGAAGAGAGGAGGGGGGAGGAGAAACUGAAGGAACAGCAGGAAGUGGAGAAGGGCCGACUCUGAGCAACAUCAGUGAGAAACAGUACACCAUCUACAUCAUGACGAGAGGAGGACAGUUCUCUACGCUGAACGGCUCUCUGACUCUGGAGUUGGUCAACGAGAAAUACUGGAAGGUCAGGAAGCCUCUGGAGCUUUACUACGCUCCCACCAAGGACCAGCAGCAACCACAACCGCCACCGCCACAGCAACCGCAACAGAAGUCUCCUCCUCCUCCUCCUCCUCCUCCACCACAGAGGGAGGGGUGAGGCAGAGCAGCGUGCUGCUUUUCUCUCCAACCCUCCUCCCAUUUAACCACACGUCUUCUUUUAAAGAUUAUUAUCAGCGUAUCUCUUUUAAAAAAAAAAAAAAAAAAAAAAAAAAAGUGCCGGCAUUAAGAUGGCCGCGUUUGAUUUCAUCUGCGAAAUGAACUGAUCAUUUCGAAUGUGUGAAAUCUGACCCGAGACCUGAUUUUUGAAGGAUUGAUCAACAAGUAAAAAAAAAGAUCAGCAGCAUUGAGGAGAAAACCGCUAAAUAACAGCUGGUAAAUCUUUUGCUUUUGUCUGCUUUACCGGACGCUGCUCUGGUAAAUAACUAGCCUUCAUUUGUUGACGCCAUCGGGGAGAGGCCUGGGAUUAUAAACUGUCACUGUGGCCGAUGGACCUGGACAUGACAAGUGAGAUCCCAAGAAUCUGCAACUCGUUAGCUUCUGUUUCCCAUCAGUUUGAAUAUCUUAUGACUUACAAAUACUUAACUACACACAUUUAAAAAGACAAAGCUGUGCAAAGUCUCUGCUACUGCCGCUACAACCUUCUCUGAUCUGAAUGUUUGACAGUUUUUAGUGGGGAUGCACCGAAAUGCUGGACCGAUACCAGUGCUGAAAAUAACUAUUUGGCCGAUAGCCGUUUUUUGUUUUUGUUGUUAUUUACCCCCCCCCCCCCCCAACAAAGAAAUCUUCAUUAUAAAAAACCUGAACUGUCAGCCCUUCAUCGCACUAUCUUUGAAUGAGCAUAAAUUCAAUAAUACAAAUUUAUGAAACGACCUUUAAUGUAACCUUCUUUCACAUGAAAACGUUUCUUUUCAGCUUCAAAAGCCUUUUUAGCUGCUGUACAACAAAUACAAAGAACCAACGCAAAAUUGAGACGACAGAUAAACAUCAGCCACUGCCGUCGGUGAAUGUCAUCCUAUUAACGAUCGCAGUCCACAGGGGGAAUGUCGGCCGAUGCCGAUAUAUCGGUGCAUCCCUGUUUUUUUAAUAAGUUUCAGUUCUGAUUCUGAGUGGGAUUGUUUUUCCGAUACUUACUUUUCUCAAAAUAAAAAAAACACAUUUUAUUUAUUUCUCCUGACACAAACAGCCAUAUUACAAACAAUAGAGAAUUAAAUAUGAAAAUUGGCAAACGUAUUAAGGCAAUACCUUUGGAAGCCCAUUUCAGCCAGGAAAAUAAAAAAAAAUUGAUGAAAAGUUAGAAAUGAUUAAAAAAAAAUACUCAUCAGUCCAAAUUGUGAGAUUCUAAGUCAACGUCAGUGGGUCGUGAAUCAAUGUGAGUCAAAAUUUAAACUUUUCAAGUCACAAUUUUCGUUAAAAUGUCAAAUUUAUUCAUUUUUUUUUGGUCAAAAUUCUGGGAUACUAAGUUUUAACUCUGAGGAAAGUAAAAACUAUGAGGAAGGGUUUUUUAGUAUGAGAUAAGUCAAAUGUUUGACUUCCUCAAUACAUAAAGUUAGUAUCUCAUAAUUUUGACGCAGUAUUUCAAGUUUGGCCUGCAUUUCACUGCACAGUGUAGAGAUAUGUCGAGUAUGUGACAAAUAAACUUGAACUAAUAAUUGCGAGUGUUUUCGUUUUUGUCAUUCCUAACACUACAUUCGUUUUCUGUCUCCUGGCGGAAAUGAGCUUCCAUAAACAUCUUGCCGAAGGCAACAGGACCAAUAAUGAGACGUCGUCACUCAGCCUCACUGUGAAAAGCGGAUAUGUGCAGCGUCCUACAUUCCCUUUAAUGUGUACUUUUAAGAGCUCCAAAGAUGUGUGCAGGUACCUUUUAACUUGUCUGCUAUAUUUUACCAAGAAAUACCAUUUUCCACCUUAAAAGAUGUAGCUGUAACACCCACCUUACCUCCUGUUUUUUUCUUCAAACAUGCCGAGAUGUUCAGUUCGUAUCUGUUUUUUCUCCUAAAAAAAUAAAAAAAUGUUUGCAUGAA